Xiphias gladius (swordfish) is the source of this 3543-nucleotide messenger RNA. RefSeq names its product myb/SANT-like DNA-binding domain-containing protein 2 (gene msantd2). Bases 19 to 1692 code for a protein of 557 amino acids. NCBI's taxonomy places the organism in Eukaryota, Metazoa, Chordata, Actinopteri, Istiophoriformes, Xiphiidae. The record is from RefSeq and is a predicted model, not a curated record. The transcript has 4 exons.
CUUAGCAACAGAGGCAACAUGGCGGCGUCCAGUAACUCUGAGCAUUCUCCAGAGAUAUCGACGCCGUUAAAGAUACCGAAAACCGAGGUGCCAUCCCCUGAGUCGGAGGAUUUGAGUGACAGUAACCAAUACCACUCCAAUCCCUCGACACCUAACCGCUUUUCGCCUUUGAACGUGGGCUCAGGGACCGCGGGCCGGACGGCGGCCUCAUCCUCCUCCAACAGCUUCACGGCUUGCCGGGGGAUGUCGUGGACUCCGUCGGAGACAAACGCCCUCAUUGCGGUCUGGGGCAACGAGAGGCUGACGGAGGCGAGGAUGCAGCAGCUGGAGGUCGCAGGCACCGUGUUCUCCGGUAAGGCCCCCGGUCCUGCCAUGUACGAGCGGGUGUCCAGAGCCUUGUCGGAGCUGGGAUACGAGAGGACCCCCUCGCAGUGCAGGGAGAGGAUGAAGACACUCCGGCGCUGCUACAGCCGUGUGAAGGAGCAUGGUAUCGGCAAAAGGAAGAGCAGCUACACUAUAGAGCAGCUGGAGAAGGUGUUUGGUCAGGGAGGCUGGGACUCCCAGAGCUGUGCCCCAGUGCUGAUCAACAGCAGUGGGCUGUAUCAGGAGAUGGAGUCUGAUGGCAGCACCCUGGAAGACUUCUCCCAGGAGGACUGGUGCAACCAGGUGCUGGAUUCAGCUUUCCAGGAGGGAGACAUGGAGACUGAAGAAAUCCAGGUGCCUAAAAACAGAGCUCUACAGAUUCAAGCAGAGCUGUCAGAACAAACCCAAAAGAGGGACAUGAUGCAGACUGUGAUGCGUAUCCUUGAGUCAGUGGAGCUGAAAUGGGAGCACUUCCAAACGUGGACUGAGUUUUCACGGCUGCACCUCUCCAACAAACUGGCGAUCUUUGGCGUGGGCUACAACACGCGCUGGCGCGAGGACGUGCGUUACCACUACGCUGAAAUCAGUUCGCAGGUGCCGCUAGGCAAGAGGCUUCGUGAGUACUUCAACCCAGAGAAGCCCGAGGGCCGCAUCAUCAUGACCAAAGUUCAAAAGAUGAACUGGAAGAAUGUCUACUACAAGUUCCUGGACAUUACCAUCAGCGAGGCUCGCUGCCUGGAGCUGCACAUGGAGGUGGACUGGAUCCCUGUAUCCCAGUCCAGGGCAUCAGGCUGCAGCAAAGGCACAUCCCACUACCUCCUUCCUGGGGACAUCCCCAAGGCGUAUGGACUCUACGCUGUUGGCUAUGAAGCCGUGUUGUCCUCUAACGACAACGCUCAGACCUCUUCCCAGGGUGACAGCGAAGACCAUAGCUUACCUCAGUGCGAGUCAGAAAACGGGGCUCAAAGUCUGGUUGAUGGAGAAGGAGCAGGGCAGGGUGACAGGACUGGGGCUAAAGUCACUUACUGCUACUUAGGCAUAGCUGAGGAUAGGACCAUACAGCAGUGUCUCUUCCAGCACUUUCAGGGUUCAGGCAAACACUAUGUCCAUAGCGAGCUCUCCGCUGUGACGCGUUUCCUGGGGGAGAACUGCCGCGGUGGUGUCACGCGUCAGGAUGGUGAGAGAGGUGAAGACUCAUCUCAGCGUUUUGCCAUUUACAUAAAAUUCAUUGAGGUGGAGCUGGACUUCCUCUCAGCAGGGUCCUUGGUGGAGUGCCUCGAAACUGCUGUGGGUUAUUCCUUGAAAUACAACAACAAAAAAACAUCAUAACUCCAUACUAUAACAGUGUUACUGAUUUGUAUUCACUAAAGAUAUCAUUAACAAGUUUUGCCGCCAGCAAGGCAACCUGAGAGGUGAGCAGUUCUGUUACAAAGCACGGAUGUGUCCAAGACUCUGGCCUAUUUUUGCAGUCUUUUCAGCUCUUUUGAACUGACUUUUCAUUAGAUCCUUGUUACGUCUAAAAGGGAUUUAAGUGCACAAUAUGUCAAAUAUAUUGAGUAUAGACAUGGGAACAGUAGCUUAACUGUUGCAGAACUGCAACAUCCAAGAAGUAUGUACUUAUUAUUUUAGGCUAAUGUGCACUACAAAGGUUUUUCUGCUGCUUGUUUAGUGUAGAUAAAUGUUGCCUCAUCAGGGAGUCUGGGGUUGGCAAGGUGACUACUGCAGUAUGCAUCUGUCUACCUCAGUAGGAUGUAGCAAACAAGGCAGUGAGGGGACCAUAGUGUGUAUUUAUUCUUAAACUGCCUUUACUUUGACUGUUGAGGUGUGGACCUGAAUUCACAAAGCAUCUAAGUACUGGUUGAUUUGUCUUGUGUUUUGCACGUGUGACUGGGCUGCAGCUAGAAAUGCCUUCAUGCAAAUUAGGGACAAAAAGCAAAGAAUCAUUAUUGGCCAACGUGGAUACCUGUUGGUCCGCCAGAGUGAACAUCAGAUGCACUCUGUAAUCCGACUGGCAUGGGAGCGGCCUUUGCCGGUUGAGCGUGGUUUUCACUCCAUUUCAGCACACGAAACAACACAGGCCGCUUUAGCCAACCCAUAACGAUGGUGCUCAGCAGCAACACCUACAAGCUGUAAAAAGAUGAAAUUGAAGUCACAGCAUCUUUACCACCUGCUGCUGUUUAAUUAUAAGCUGACCUCACUGUGCCGCCUGCACUCCAUUUAACCAUGUUUUUCGCCCUUGCCCUUAUGUUAGAAAAACAGCACGGCGGUAGGACUAAACGGAGCACACAUGUAAGCUGUUGUGGUUAUGUGUUUAGCUCUCUUAUUGACCCUGCUGCCUGAUUGUUUCUAGCUCGAAUGCACAUUCAAAUGCUUGGCUACGUUGGUAGUAUUCAGAGUUUUGCUUGCUGCACAAGCACAAUCUGUUGGAGACAGCAUUGAAUUUUGACUUUGCUAAAUAUUUUGAAAUACUGCCAGAUCAGAAAGGACAUUACUAAUCAACUUCGUAUGUGGUUUUGGUGUCAGGUUGUCAGCCAAAAUGAGAAAUCACUGAUAAUAAUACACAGGACAGUAAAUAUACUAUAAGCCAAUAUGUAUUGGUGGUCAGUACUUUGGAGCAUCUCUAGCUGCAGUUCAGGGGUUGUGUGUCUCAGUAUAUAGCUGUGUUGACGAGUUACCAGCACCUCCCAGAUACUGGUAUUUCAAAUGCACCAGUCUCACAGAUAACGCACAGUCUGCAGGUGUUUGUGAUAAUCUGCUUGUGCGCAGGUACAAACCAGGCCGAAGAGCACUGAUCUGUGACUUGUAGUCAGGUUAAGACUAUAAACUGCAGAGGUUAACUCACUUUUGACCAAUAAUCAAACUGAAUGAUCAUGAUUCUUGAGGUUAUGUGCAAUGUGCCAGGAAAGACUGUGUACAGAAAAAUCAAACAAUGGAGAAGUCCAUAUUGAAUCUAUGUAUAUGAAAUCGACCUUAUAUAUCUAAAAUAUAUAUUUAAGAAUAUCAAUGUUCAUGAGCAUUCCGGCUUUUGCAAACUUGCAAUGUUCAUUUGUUCGGGUAUACAGUAUAUAAAGAUAAAUAUGAUAUUUUCUAUUUUAUUGGUUGACAAAAUGUCUUGUAUGUGAUUGUUUUUAAGUCACUGUCGUGUAUGUUUACAUGUUUGAAAAACAAUAAAUGGGGCAG